GUCUCACAUACCCAUAAGCUUCAUCGCUUUUACAAAGACAUAUAUAUUCUCGACACGGCCGUUAAGCCCGUCGCCAGAAUUCCCGGCAAAAUAAACACGUUUUAAAUGACUAUUUUACCCUUAUCCCGCCUCGUGCCUCUCCUCCUAUUCCUCGCCGCCUCUGUGCCCUUAUCCGUAAUUUCACAGUUCGACGAACGGUCAUUGCUUCUGCGCCUGAAACGCGAGCUCGGAGACCCACCGUCUAUCCGGUCAUGGGAUGACAGAUCCUCGCCGUGUAAUUGGCCGGAGAUUCAUUGCUCCGACGGGAAUGUCACCGGAAUCAGCUUCUAUAAUCUCAACUUUACGGUUCCGGUCCCUGUUUCGAUCUGCGAUUUCCCGAAUCUGAGGUCACUCGAUCUGUCGUACAACUACUUUCCCGGUGAGUUCCCGACGGUUCUGUACAACUGCACCAAGCUUCUGUACUUGGAUCUCUCCCAGAACUUGUUUGAAGGACCGAUUCCCGGCGACAUCGACCGUCUCUCCGGCGAACUCGUGCACCUCGACCUCGCCGCUAAUGGGUUUUCCGGAGAUAUUCCCAAGGCGAUCGGACGGUUGUCCAAGCUCAAGGUUCUCAAUCUGUACCAGAGCGAAUACAACGGUACGUUUCCGACAGAGAUUGGAGACUUGUCGGAGCUCGAGGAGUUGCGCUUGGCGGAUAACGACAAGUUUCUACCGGCGAAGAUUCCGACGGAGUUCAGUAGACUGACGAAGCUGAGGCUUCUUCAGCUGAGGGAUAUGAAUCUGAUCGGAGAAAUCCCGGCGGUUAUUUUUGAGAAUCUGACGGCUCUAGAGCACGUUGAUUUGUCGGUGAACAACUUGUCCGGACGGAUACCGGAUGUGAUAUUCGGGUUGAAGAAUCUGACCUAUUUGUAUCUGUACGCUAAUGAUCUGAUCGGAGAUAUACCCAGAUCGAUUUCAGCGAUGAAUCUAGUGGAAUUCGAUCUUUCUGCGAACAAAUUGAACGGUACGAUUCCAGAAGUUGUCGGAAAUCUGACCAAACUAGAGAUGUUGAACCUCUUCGAGAACGAGCUUACAGGGGGGAUUCCUGUGGGUAUCGGGAAAUUCCCUGGAUUGAAGCUUCUGAAACUCUUCACCAACAAGUUCACAGGAGAAUUGCCGGCAGAUUUGGGGUUUUAUUCGAAACUGGAGAGUUUUGAAGUUUCAGAGAAUCAGUUGACCGGAAAUUUGCCGGAGAAUUUGUGCAGGGGAGGUAAUCUCCUCGGAGUCGUCGUAUACUCCAACAAUCUUACCGGAGAAAUCUCCCUUUCGCUUGGGAAUUGCAGCAGCCUCCGCACGAUUCAGCUUCAGAACAAUCGGUUCUCAGGGGAGAUUCCUUCCGGAAUCUGGACUAGUUCCGACAUGGAAUCGUUGAUGGUGAGCAACAACUCGUUCACCGGAGGGUUGCCGGAGGAAGUUGCGUGGAAUAUGACGAGGAUUGACAUCGAAAACAACAGAUUCUCGGGGGAGAUUCCGAGGAAGAUUGGUUCAUGGUCAAAUCUAGCCGUUUUAAAGGCAAGCAACAAUCUGUUCUCCGGUGAGAUUCCGAAGGAGUUGACAUCACUUUCUAAUCUCUUGAACCUCUUCCUCGACGGGAACCAACUUUCCGGCGAGUUUCCGGCAGAAAUCAUCUCAUGGAAGUCGUUGACGGCUCUUGAUUUAUCCAACAACAAGCUCACCGGAAUAAUUCCAGCGGCUCUCGGGUCAUUGUCAUCCCUUGUCGUUCUUGACCUGUCAGAAAACCAAUUCUCCGGCCAAAUCCCGCCAGAGAUCGGCAAACUGAGGCUCCCAAGCCUCAACCUGUCAUCAAACAGACUUUCAGGGAAAAUUCCAGAGCAGUUUGACAAUCUGGCUUACGAAAACAGCUUCUUAAACAACACAAAUCUUUGCGUGGAAGACCCGGUUCUCAGAUUACCAGAUUGCGACAAUGUGCUUGGAAGCUCAAAAAGGCUGUCCCGAAAAACUCUCGCCAUGAUUCUAGCCAUCGCCAUUCUGGCCUUCGCCAUUGCCCUUCUUGCGACGUUCUUUAUCAUUAGGGAUUACAGCAGGAAACGCCGGAGGAGUGAUCUUGAAACAUGGAAGCUAACUUCCUUUCACAGAUUAGAUUUCUCAGAAUCAGACAUCUUAUCAAACCUCACAGAGAGCAACGUGAUCGGAAGCGGUGGAUCGGGGAAAGUAUACAAGAUCUUCGUCUGUUCCCCAGGCCAAUAUGUUGCAGUGAAGAAGGUAAGGAACAGCGAGAAGCUAGAUGAGAAGCUGGAGAAGGAGUUUGUAGCAGAAGUCGAGAUUCUGGGAACGAUCAGGCACGCAAAUAUAGUGAAGCUCCUGUGUUGUAUAUCCAGCGAGGAUUCGAACCUGCUUGUGUACGAGUACAUGGAGAAUCGAAGUCUGGAUCAAUGGCUACAUGGCAAGAAAAGAUGUGAAGUCAAUUUCUUGGAUUGGCCAAGGAGAUUGCAGGUUGCGGUUGGAGCAGCUCGUGGACUCUGCUACAUGCAUCACGACUGUUCUCCGGCGAUUAUACACAGAGAUGUCAAGUCCAGCAAUAUAUUGCUCGAUUCUGAAUUCAACGCUAAAAUAGCCGAUUUCGGGUUGGCCAAGAUGCUGGUUAAGCAUAAAGACAGAGAACACCAUACUAUGUCUGCCGUUGCAGGAUCCUUUGGUUACAUUGCUCCAGAAUAUGCAUAUACAUCGAAGGUGAAUGAGAAGAUCGAUGUGUACAGCUUCGGAGUAGUGUUGCUAGAACUUGUGACAGGAAGAGAAGGAAACAAUGGAGAUGAACACACGAACUUGGCAGAUUGGUCGUGGAGACAUUACCAAACAGGGAAUCCGAUCCAAGAAGCGUUUGAUCGAGAUAUCAGACAGGACUCGUCCUCCUAUGCAGAGGAGAUGAAAAGGGUGUUCAAGCUAGGGCUGAUGUGUACAAGCGCAUUACCAAAUCACAGACCAUCCAUGAAGGAGGUCCUUCAUGUUCUGGAGCAAGGGCAUGGCUCGAAAGAGCCAGAGAACGAGGCUCAGGAGACACCUCUCCUCGUCAGCCUGUCUGGUCGGAGAGGAAGAAACAGAUUUGAAACUGAAGAUUGCUUUAACUCACCUGUCUAAUUAAUGUAUUAUGUAUUAUAUAUAUAUAUAUGUUUUGUCUGUGUAUUAAUGAAUAAUCUUAUUAUUAUUAUUGUUAUUAUUUA
Tarenaya hassleriana is the source of this 3218-nucleotide messenger RNA. Its product is annotated as receptor-like protein kinase 5. Bases 106 to 3135 code for a protein of 1009 amino acids. The transcript is spliced from 2 exons. Gene Ontology annotation, biological process: protein phosphorylation. The record is from RefSeq and is a predicted model, not a curated record. NCBI's taxonomy places the organism in Eukaryota, Viridiplantae, Streptophyta, Magnoliopsida, Brassicales, Cleomaceae. Gene Ontology annotation, molecular function: ATP binding; receptor serine/threonine kinase binding; protein kinase activity.